This is a messenger RNA of Triplophysa dalaica, 3254 nucleotides long. RefSeq names its product G protein signaling modulator 1b (gene gpsm1b). Bases 99 to 2240 code for a protein of 713 amino acids. The transcript is spliced from 14 exons. NCBI's taxonomy places the organism in Eukaryota, Metazoa, Chordata, Actinopteri, Cypriniformes, Nemacheilidae. Gene Ontology annotation, molecular function: protein binding; GTPase regulator activity. The record is from RefSeq and is a predicted model, not a curated record.
UCAUUGAAAGGAAUGAAGCUCAUGAAUAAAGCCACAUUCACACACACAAUCUACUUCCUGCUUCUGACCGUCACACAAGAGGCGGGGCUUGACCUUAUAUGGAGUGUUUGCACAAUACCUCACUUCCUUGCCAGCUGCCAUUGCUGCACACACACACUCACUCACACACACACACACACACACACACACACACACUCACACACAGGCUGAAGUGCGACUGCUCAGAAGAAGAGGGAAGCAGCUGGAGAUCUCAGUGCGUCUCACUCAUGGCUCAGUCAGCAGGCAGUAUAGAGACGGAUCUCACCAGCAAGAGGCUCCACUCGAGGAUGGAGGCGUCGUGUCUGGAGUUGGCUCUUGAGGGCGAGAGGUUGUGUAAAGCCGGUGAUUUUAAGGGUGGUACAGCGUUCUUUGAAGCAGCGGUCCAGGUGGGAACAGAAGAUUUAAAGACACUCAGCGCCAUUUACAGUCAGCUGGGAAACGCUUACUUCUACCUGAAGGAGUACGCUAAAGCCCUGGAGUAUCACAGACACGACCUGACGCUCGCUCGGACCAUAGGUGAUCGCAUCGGGGAAGGGAAAGCCAGCGGGAAUCUGGGAAACACGCUGAAGGUUCUGGCCAGAUAUGAUGAAGCGGCUGUUUGCUGUCAGAGACAUCUGGACAUUUCUCAAGAACAGGGAGACAAGGUUGGUGAGGCUCGGGCGCUGUAUAACAUGGGAAACGUGUUUCACGCGAAGGGAAAACAGCAACUGUGGGGGAGUUCACAAGACCCCGGAGAUCUUCAUCCUGAUGUGAGAGAUAAUUUACAGCGAGCCACGGCCUUCUACGAGAUGAAUCUGGCUCUGGUGAAGGAGUUGGGAGACCGAGCGGCUCAAGGCCGGGCCUUUGGUAACCUUGGCAACACCCAUUACCUGCUGGGUAAUUUUGUUGAGGCCAUCAAGUUCCACAGAGAGCGUCUCUCCAUUGCCAAAGAAUUUGGUGACAAGGCGGCCGAGCGGCGAGCGUACAGUAACCUAGGCAACGCUCUUAUAUUCCUCGGCCAGUUCAACGCAGCAACAGAGUAUUACAGGAAAACUCUGCAGCUCUCUCGGCAGCUGAAGGAUCAGGUGAUGGAAGCUCAAGCGUGUUACAGUCUGGGAAACACAUACACGCUACUGCAAGAGUAUGACAGAGCCAUCGAACAUCACCUGAAACACCUGAUCAUCGCUCAAGAGCUCGGAGACAGGGUUGGAGAGGGUCGUGCGUGUUGGAGUUUGGGUAAUGCUUAUGUGUUAUUAGGAAAUCACCGUCAGGCUUUACAUUACGCUAGAAAACAUCUGGCCAUCUCCAGAGAGAUCGGUGACAGAAACGGAGAGCUGACGGCCGGGAUGAACGUAGAGGAGCUGAUGGAGGUGGUUGGUGUGAAGGACGCUGAUCUCUCUCCCUCUGAGGCUGAGUUUAAAGUUCAGGGCGCCAGACCCAAAUUCAGUAAGAGGAGCAGUGUGGACAGUGUUGAGCUGUGGAAGUACGGCUCUGAGAAGAAUGGAGAUGCUGCAGGUGUUAAUGGUGGAUUGAGAAGAUCACAGCAUCAGCUGUCUCACUGCAGCACGGGAGAACACACAGACAGUCCAUCAUCAAAUGACAGACAGUGGCUCGACUCACCUGUGGACACUGAUGACAUCACCGUUCAUGUCACACCUCCAAAACUGAGUCGGGAUCAUUCGGACGAGGACUGUUUCUUUGACCUGUUGAGCAAGUUUCAGAGCAGCCGAAUGGACGACCAGCGCUGUCACCUGGACGAGCCGACCAACGGCGAGAACACUGGAGGAGCGGACGCAGACUCCCUCAACGACGUCAUCGACACCAGUCUUCUGACGUCUCCUCAGACGGAGGAGCUCUUUGACUUGAUCGUCAGCACGCAGAGUCGGCGUCUGGACGAUCAGAGGGUGAGCGUCAGCAAUCUGCCUGGACUCAGAAUCACUCACAAUAAUCUGGGUCACCUGCGUGGAGAGUGUGACCCUCAGGAGCCCGGCGAUGACUUCUUCAACAUGCUGGUCAAGUGUCAGUCCUCCAGGAUAGACGACCAGCGCUGCUCUCCUCCUGAAGGAGGUCCGCGAGCCCCCACCGUCCCCGACGAAGACUUCUUCAACCUCAUCCAGAGAGUUCAGGCCAAGAGGAUGGACGAGCAGCGUGUGCACCUGCCGUCUGACGAACAGAAUCCGAGCGAAGAUGAGAGAGAACCGGACGCCUCUGACUCCGGCUAAAUCCACGGGGUUGAAAUAUAAAUGACACGAAGGGAACAGAAGUCGCACUUUCAGAUGCCAACAUGUGUGACUAGACGUGAAGAACACAACACAAGUGCCAUCUCACCUGCCGUGCAUUAAAGCCGAGGAUCACUCACUUGUGUUUGACCUCAUGUCUAAGAUUUCAGUGAAAGUGUGCACGCCUCAUCACACGCGUGUCAGACCUCAUUGGAUGUUUAACAUCAGACACUUAACACGUGUGCUGGAUUCAGAGCGGACUGCUCGUGUGCCGGGUUAUUCAGACACACGUCUCAGUCUCUUUAUCUGCCUUGAUAUUGUGGAGCACUUGAAGGAGUUUUGUUAUUCGUCUCAGAUCUUCACAAGUGCAUCUGACUGCUUUAAUAUCAUCGUCAUGAAGACAUUAGGGCUGCUUCUCAUCAUUUCUCUCUUUCUCUUGUAGUAUUUAUGAAAGUGUUGAGAGAAUCUGUGAACAGACUGUUAAAGUGUUGAGGAGACUCGUGUUUGUGGAGUUUUGUGGUGUUUGAUGGAUGAUGUUACAGUGUUUGUCAUUCGUGCCCAAAAACAGAUCUACACACAGCACAUACACAACUCUAUGAUGUUUUUUACUUUAUUACAGUUUUUUAAUGGAUGAUGAACUUACUGCCACCUGGAGGUAGAAAUAAGCAAAGCCAUAAAAUCAUUUUGCAGUCUGUUGUGGGUUCUGUGCAACAAUUCAAUUUCAGACGACACAAAUGUGAGGUAUAAACUAGAUCAUUUUCUUGAAAAGAUGUUUUAUAAGAGUAAAUGACACGAUGGUUGUGUAGAACUGUAUUGAGGACAGAAAAUAAAGAGAUUUUAUUUCCUCAUGCUUUGUGUUGGACUGAAGUCAAAGUCUUUUGGAAUGUUUUUGUUUUAAUGUGGAUGAUAUAUAAUGUGAAUAUGUGAGAAAAGUUGUGAUAAGCUUCACCGCCACACAGCACGUAAGUGUUCUGUAUUUAGUGUCUUUCAGAAACAUGAAUAAAAUGUUGAAUGAAA